Messenger RNA from Monopterus albus (swamp eel), 5017 nucleotides. It is a transcript of the gene slmapa, whose product is annotated as sarcolemma associated protein a. Gene Ontology annotation, molecular function: protein binding. The transcript is spliced from 25 exons. Gene Ontology annotation, biological process: protein localization to plasma membrane; regulation of membrane depolarization during cardiac muscle cell action potential; regulation of voltage-gated sodium channel activity. NCBI's taxonomy places the organism in Eukaryota, Metazoa, Chordata, Actinopteri, Synbranchiformes, Synbranchidae. Bases 1620 to 4289 code for a protein of 889 amino acids. The record is from RefSeq and is a predicted model, not a curated record.
AGCGGAAUGAUGUGACUCGGGCAGUGAACGCACCACGCCUGUCUGCUUUUUAGUUACAGUAUGGCGGCUGGGACUUGCAGAGGAGCACAACUUCUAGAUUCUUUCCAGAAAACUGUAGGAAGCCGACGGCUAUAACUCAAAUCCGCCACGGAAAACACCCCCUGGACUGGGCGGACGACGACGGCACAACCUCUGGCAUGUAGCGAGGCUUUUCCUUGAAGAUAAUAGGGGUGAUGUGAUGCGUGAGGACCCAGAGUAAAAAAACUCCCUAGAUUUUUCCGCGUCUGUUUCUGUUCUUACUGUCAGUUAUCCGGCUAGCUGCUAGGUAGCGCACCUAACCGCUAGCUCACCACCUUUAAGCUAACACUCGCUUGUAGGGCUCCGUAGUAGUCAAAAGACGGGCUAGCAUGCUGUUUUUAUUUGCCCCAGAAGACAGGGAUGGCAUUUCGACUCUAUUCGGUAAGCGAACUUGUUGAGAAGGGCGGGGAGAAAACAUUUGAGGACCUGGAUGAUAAGUUUGUCAAUACUCAUUAGCCUAGCCUAGCUUACUGGUACAGCGCCAGAAAACGUCGGCCGAGAGUUAGCGCUUUGCCUGUCUGCUAGCGACCUAGCAUUUAGUUGUAGAAGAAGACCUGCUAAUCCCCACUUCAUUCCGACUGAGUGCUUUGAAGCCACUGCACUAACCAGCUCAGACGACGAGUAGGGACUGAACUACUUUAGUUGGCAAACCUUAAAUGACCGUUAAUGGUUUAUAACUCAGGGGUUUUCUGGUGUUCAGUCUUGCUCUGUGUCGUUAGCGAUCUUGUAGGUGUUCUCUGUCAGGUCUGUAACCUUAGGUAGCUAUCUUAGGCUCCCUGUAUCAGGGCAAAAAGGUCACUCAAAUUAUGAGAGGCUGUAAAUAACGAAGAGACUACAGAUGACACAUUAAUAAACGCCAGACGUGUGUAAACCAGUUAGGGUGUUGCACAUUGGGGUGUGUGCGCCUGUUGUUAGCUUGCUACAAGACAGGACUUGCCAGCUAGAAAGUCCGCAUUAAUAUGGUUGCUGCUCCCCAAAAACAUUAGAUAUAUAGUUUCCCCAGCUGAUAAAACGUUAGAUCAGUAGUCGCCUUUAUUUGUGUGAACUCUUACCCUCUUGGGGGACUAAAGAUCAAGUCUGUGUUGACUGACUGCUUCAGUGCUGGAAUAGUUUGAUGGACGUGGAAGGCUGUUUGCCAGGUUAUCAGCUGUCUCAGUCAUGUAAAUCUUGACACAUGGCACCUUGGUCAGUACACAGUGCCUCCUGUCAGGUAUGUGUCGUUAUGUAGCUUUGGUGGACAGUUAGUGAAUGGAAUGUCUUGUCUAUUUUAUACUUGUUGGUAUAUUUUUUAUUUUCAUGUAUUUCAAACACAGGAGAGUCGCGUUGAAACAAAGUGGGAAAGUGGUGCAGCCCGGACAGGGUAGAGUGGACAAUGAUUAUUAGUUAGUGCCUAGAAGUUUAAAGGACUAAAAGUUCUGCCUACAUAUAGGCCACAGAUAUUGUAGACUGUUCAUUGGCGAUUGCAACGGACAUCUGCCGCUCUGGAUCAAGAAAACCUGCCCCUUGUAUCUGUUUGGAGUAACACUCUUAAGCCAAAAUCAAUGCCUUCAGCGCUAGCCAUCUUCGCCUGCCGACCCAACUCACACCCAUUCCAGGAAAGGCAUGUGUACCUGGAUGAGCCAGUCAAGAUAGGCAGGUCGGUGGCUCGGUGCCGCCCAGCCCAGAACAAUGCCACCUUCGACUGCAAGGUGCUGUCCAGGAAUCAUGCCUUGGUUUGGUUCGACCACAAGACUGGCAAGUUCUACUUGCAGGACACUAAAAGCAGCAAUGGGACGUUCAUCAAUAGCCAAAGGCUGAGUCGCGGCUCUGAAGAGAGUCCACCCUGUGAGGUCCUCUCCGGAGACAUCAUUCAGUUUGGUGUUGAUGUCACUGAGAACACGCGCAAAGUCACCCAUGGCUGCAUUGUAUCAACAAUCAAACUCUUUCUACCGGAUGGGAUGGAGGCACGCCGACGAAGCGAUGUCAUCCAGGCUCCGUUACCACUACCUGUAGACAAGGUUGCAGCCAACACUCCCAGUAUGUACUCUCAGGAACUGUUCCAGCUCUCCCAGUAUCUGCAGGAGGCCUUACACAGAGAGCAGAUGUUGGAGCAGAAGUUGGCCACUCUGCAGCGUGUGUUAGUCUCCACUCAGGAGGCCUCAGAGAGCAGCUGGCAGGCUUUGAUCGAUGAGGACCGUUUACUCUCCAAACUGGAGGUGAUGGGCAGUCAGCUACAGGCUUACUCUAAGUCCCAGACAGAGGAAGCGAUCCGUAAGGAGCUUUUGGCUCUUCAGGAGGACAAACACAACUACGAGACUACAGCGAAAGAGUCUCUGAGGAGAGUCCUGCAGGAGAAGAUCGAGGUGGUCAGGAAGCUCUCAGAGGUGGAGCGUUCACUCAGUAACACAGAGGAUGAAUGCACACACUUGAAGGAGAUGUCUGAGAGGAGCCAGGAGGAGCUGAGGGAGCUGGCUAACAAGUACAACGCUGCUGUCAAUGAGAUCAAAGAGCUCACAGACAAAAUCAAGUUGGCGGAGGGCCGACAGGAGGAGCUGACCCAGCAGGCAGCAAUGGAGAAGAAGGAGUUGGAGCUGCGGAUUGAAGAGAUGGAGGAGAAGGAGCAGGUUCUCCAGGCUCGCAUCGAAGCUCUGCAGGCCGACAAGGACUUCACCAAUGAGAGGCUUGCCGCCCUGCAGGUGCGGUUAGAGCAGCUGCAAGAGAAAAGCAUUAAAGAGAACAACAGUCUAGUAGUGGAGCCUGUCGAGAACAAACAGAGCCUGCAGACACCUGAGAACCAGGAGGAGGACGAGGAUGAGGAGGAUACAGACACAGAUGAUGGUGCAGUUGGUGAAGAUAUUGAUGACAACUGUCAUGUUAACAACAGCGGAGGAGACUCGACUAGAAUCCAACAGUUGAUUGAGUGUCCGCCAGUGAAACAGCUGAAGGAGACUGUAAGUUCCUCAAUCCACAAACUGGCCAACUUUGAUGAAGUGAUGGAUGCCCACCUACAGAACAACCAGACAGCAGAAGACGACAUCCUGGCCAGCCCUGAUCGUCUCAGAGGGAAUCAAAUGGAUGCCAAAGAGUCAGACAUGUCAGACACUCUAAGCCCCAGCAAAGACCGCAGCAGUGAUGACACCUCAGACGGCAACAUGGACGACCAGGAGCUGAAUGAACCACAGAACAGAGUAGCUCUGCUGAAAGCGGAGCUGCGUCGGGCCGGUUUAGAGCCUGGAGACACGGAGCAGGUCAUCCACCAUCUCCACAGAGAGCUUCUGGAGGCCCAGGAAUUAGCCAACACCGGCAAGCAGAAAUGUCUGGAGCUACAAGCUCUGUUGGAGGAGGAGAGGAGGAGUAACUCUAAGGUGACUGAAGAGUCGACCAAACAGAUCCAGUACCUGCAGACUCAGCUUGGGAAGCUGCAGGCUGACAUGGAGGCCCUGAGGGAGCAGAGGGAGAGCACCAUCUGCAGCACCAGAGAAGAGCUGUACUCUGCCCAGGAGGAGAUUCUCGUCCUACGGCAUGCCAUGGAGGCAGCCACGGCGGAGCGGGAGCGUGAGAUCGCUGCCCUGCAGGCUGACCUGGGCACCAUGCGGUCUGAGCUGGAGCACUGGAGGAACACAGCCGCCAAGUACGAAGAGGAGAUUAGCCGGCUGCAGGAGGCAUUCACACAGCAGCAGCAACAGCAGAGCUCUGCCAGCCAUCUGCAGGUGGAGUGUGUUACACUGCAGCAGCGGUGUGUGUGUUUGCAGCAGGACUGUGAUGGCCUGAGAGCUGAACGGAAAGCUCUAAUGGACAAACUGCACCACCUGGAGGCUGAGCUGAGCAGCACCAGGGAGCAGAGUCUGGUCCUCAGCACCAGUCUGGAGUCUCUGGAGAAGAGGGAGGAGGUUCUGCAGGGCAAACUGGGUUCUCUGGAGAACCAGCACCUGCAGGAUGCAAGCAGGCUGAAGAGCCAGCUGGAUCAGGCCCAGGCCAGCACACACACACUGCAGAGAGAGUAUGAAGACACACAGUCCCAGCUGGUGGAUCUCCGUCAGCGCUAUGAGAGGACAGAGCAGGAGAAGCUGAACAUCCACCAGGAGCUGGAGCAGUGCAGAAGCAGCCUGAAGGUGCUGCAGGACAAGACCGGCUCUAGCGGCUGGGGCCCCUGGAUGCCGGUCAUCGCAGCGAUGGUCGCCGUGACAGCAGCCGUCCUCUACCCCAACCUCUCCAAGAGCAGCUCCACCUAGGACACAAACACACACUCACGGAGCGCUGCGUGGAGAGCAUCACUGCUUUACUUGUAUAAAGUCUAAUUGUACAUAAUUGUAGAGGGAAUAUAAGGUUGUGGUUUCUACAGAGGAUUCAGAUGCGUUUUAGUUUAUUUUUUUCUGCGACGGGGAGUUUUGUUAUUUUUAUUCUCGGCUCUCUCUCAGCUGUGGUGGGGGCUUUUUGGUUUUUGUCUCUCUGCUGAUUUCUGGUUAACAACAUCUUUUCCAGCAGGCCGAACUUCCACAUACAACACCUGCCCAACGUAACGCUCACACCUGUCCCAUCAUAAACAGACAGGAUGGGGCGAACGCAGCACUUUCCAACAACCUCGGUGCAGUCAGGGGAACAUAGUCCAUAGUUAUCACUGAAAACUGACAGAAGGAGCAUCAGCACAUUCUUCAGUAUAUUGAACUGGUUGCUGCAGUCUCCUAGUGGGUGGUGUUUACCUGCAGCUCCAUCAGGACUGGUUGUAACUGAACAGACAGCCAAGACUGAGAGUUUCUGAUAUUCAGUGUCUUCACUGAGGAAGACCUGCAACACGCUCAUUAUCAAACCAGCUCCACGCCGGCUAACUAAACAUGUCUGACGCUUUCUUCAUGUCAUUACUUUAGCUGCUGAUGUUUGGUAGUACGCUCCAAAUCUGUUAACCAAAAUGUGGCAAAUGUCCUUUUUUUUCUUUUUUCUUUUUUUUUUUUUUUUACAGUUA